UCUUCGCCAAGUGGGUUCUCUAGUUCUUCUUCUUUUUUUUUUUUCGUCUCGUCUCCUUCAUUUUUGUGGCAUAGCCAAAUUAAGGUGUUUAUGAUUUUGGUUUCUGACUCACCAAUGGCUAUACUCUCUCUACGAUCUCCAAGUUCUUUGCCGCUCAUUUCGUCCUCCUCUGUUUCUCAUAUAUGCUCGAAACCCUUCUCUCAGUUACCUUCAUCUUCUAUUGCUUAUGUUCCUUCUACCAGAUUAAAAUCCAAUCACUCUUCCGUUUCACCCAUCUUAAGACCCCGUGUAGUUUCCGCGAGAGCUGCCGCUGAUUCCGUCAUUGAUUACAGAGAAGAUAUUGGUGAGAUCCUCGGCGAUGUCUCCAUCUUUACGGCUUCUGGUCAGCCCGUGCAGUUCAGUGAUCUCUGGGAUCAGAACGAUGGAAUUGCUGCUGUUGUGCUUUUGAGGCAUUUCGGAUGCGUUUGCUGUUGGGAACUUGCUACUGCUUUGAAAGAGGCGAAACCGAGAUUUGAUGCAGCUGGUGUUAAAUUGAUAGCUGUUGGUGUUGGAACUCCUGAUAAGGCUCGUCUACUUGCGACUCGGUUGCCUUUUCCCAUGGAAUGUCUUUAUGCGGAUCCUGAACGCAAGGCAUACGAUGUUCUUGGAUUAUACUACGGUUUAGGCCGCACUUUCUUCAACCCAGCUAGCAAAAAGGUUUUGUCAAGAUUUAAAGAGAUUCGAGAAGCUACAAAGAAUUACACCAUAGAAGCCACUCCUGAAGACAGAAGCAGUGUGUUGCAACAGGGAGGUACGUUUGUAUUCAGAGGCAAGAAACUGUUGUACGGUCGAAAAGACGAAGGCACUGGAGAUCAUCCAUCUCUCGAUGAUGUCAUCAGUGUCUGCUGCAAAACCGCUGUUGCUUGAAGCAUAUUGAUCAAAGUCUCUCUGGUUUGCCCUAAUACUUGAAAUCACUGUAUAUUUGUAGCUAUGAAAUAGUGUUUAUAUUUUUGAAAUUUGAGAUAAAGUAUCAACACGAAAGACAGCAAUAGAUCUCUCAAGUCCCAAUCUUCUCCUGUCUUGUAGAUAGAUUUCUAAGAUGUCGACAACUCGUUGAAACCACACAAGUCUUUUCUAAUGUAAGACAAGGCAAGUGUUUGGGUUGCUAUUGGCAUAAA
Messenger RNA from Capsella rubella, 1157 nucleotides. Its product is annotated as thioredoxin-like protein AAED1, chloroplastic. NCBI's taxonomy places the organism in Eukaryota, Viridiplantae, Streptophyta, Magnoliopsida, Brassicales, Brassicaceae. Gene Ontology annotation, molecular function: antioxidant activity. Bases 91 to 906 code for a protein of 271 amino acids. The record is from RefSeq and is a predicted model, not a curated record. The transcript has 7 exons.